GUUACACAUUACUUGAACAAAUACUACAGAAUGACUGCUAAUAGUACAGAAGAUGACGAUUGGCUAUUUGAUUCGGUUACUAGAUACAAACAUUUGCACAUGUAUGAUCUCCAAUACCCAGUGACAGCUUUAGCAUGGAUUGACACAAACGGUGUCUGUGUUGCAACAAGAGGAAUGUCUAAACAUGAAGUAACAGAGCUUAGCCUCCCAGAUAAGCUGUGUACUACUGAAGAUAUGGCAUUGUCAAAGAACAGAGAUUUCCAGGUUCUUACGGGAGGUUUCAGUUCCACAGAGAUCAGGGACAUCAAGCACAUCCCAGGAACAAGAUUAAUAUGCACAAGUGCAGUCAAUGUUGAAGGCCAGUUGGUUGUGUGGAAGUUGGGAUCUCGGGAUACAGAUCUGAUAAAAAUAGACAGAAAGCUGAAGAAUGUAAAACCAAGAGGAUCAUGGUCAUUGAUAGCAGUACAAGAACAGGAUCAUGUGACCUUUGGUUCUCAUGGGGAUAACCUUUGUUGCACAGAUAUCAUGACCCAAUCUGUUGUGCAAGACACUAGUGAAUUUUCUAAUGCUGACAAAAUCACAAGCAUCAGAAACAUGGACUCUCAUACUGUGUAUUGUUGCUUAAUCAAUGGACAGUUACUUAAAUGGGACAGGAGGGAGAAAUUUCCAGUUGUUCUUGACACUAAUUGUGUACAAUCUGCCAGGUGGACUCUAGAUCUCAGUGGAAAUGAUGUAGUUCAGAUAUCAUGUAAUGGUCAUGUUUAUUUCCUUGAUGCCAGAAAACCUGACCAGGUGAUAAACUCCAACAAUAUUGGCCUAACUUCUAGUAAUGUAGAGAGUCUCAGAAUUUGCUUAAAGAAGAAGAAUGAUUACCCUAUGCAGUACUCAAUUUCAGGAUUUGAUGGAAAAGUUUACUUGUAUUCAAGAGAUUCUUCAUCACCAGUAUUUGUUCAUGAAGGACAUAUAAGAAAUUGCUGUGACGACCCUUCAGUUGUUAGGGUUGUAACUCAUCUAAGCCACUCAGCUGAGAAUAUAAUUUUAUCUGCUGCUACAGAUGGUUCCUUGCAUGCAUGGCAAAACACUUGAAGAAAAGCUGAACUCAGAGGGUUGAAACUAUUAUAUUAGAUUCUACUCUGUUAUGUCAGGGUUUUUAAUGCUGAGGAAAAUUAUAUGCAAACCUCGUUGGAAUUGAAACCAACUUUACAGAUGCGUAUAGAUUAGGUACCUUCGAAAAGCAAGUAAAAUAUUACGAAGAAAAAGUCCAUCUUGAUUAAAUUUAUUGGGAAUAUAAGAACUUGAUAUAUAUUACUUAUAUUCAAUAUGAUUCAGUUUAGAUAAUAGAUAAAGAUAUUUUUAGUUUUAUUUUUAUGUAUUUUGAAAUAAUUAAAUUUAAUAAAAAUUA
Messenger RNA from Saccostrea echinata, 1402 nucleotides. Its product is annotated as WD repeat-containing protein 73-like. The record is from RefSeq and is a predicted model, not a curated record. Gene Ontology annotation, cellular component: spindle pole; cytosol. Lineage: Eukaryota; Metazoa; Mollusca; Bivalvia; Ostreida; Ostreidae. The transcript is spliced from 10 exons. Gene Ontology annotation, biological process: cytoplasmic microtubule organization. Gene Ontology annotation, molecular function: protein binding. The coding region runs from base 31 to 1086 and encodes 351 amino acids.